This is a messenger RNA of Pedinophyceae sp. YPF-701, 2022 nucleotides long. The record is from the annotation of a GenBank genome assembly. Lineage: Eukaryota; Viridiplantae; Chlorophyta; Pedinophyceae.
AUGGGCCAACGGAGCGACGACGCGGCGGCGCUGUUUGAGCGGGUGCUGUGGGAGGCCCCCGAGGACGUGCUGGGCCGGCUGCCUGCGGAGGACAAGGCCAGCCUGGCGGGGGCGUCAUGGAGCACGCUGGAGGCGGUGCUGCGGGGGAGCGACGGGACGCUGCGCAUGGGCCUGGACGACGCGUUCGUGACCCCGCUGCUCGCGCGGCUCGCGCGCGACCGGACAGGCGCUUGGAAGGGGUCGGUGGAGUGCUGCGGCGUGGGGGUGUCGGCGAGGCACGCGGGGGCGCUGGUGGGGGUGCUGAGGGACAUCAAGGCGCCGCUGACGCAGCAGAUGAACCGCUGGCUGCACCAGGCGACGGUGUGGUGGCAGUACGUGCACGGGGUGGUCGAGGCCGCGUCACAGCUGGAUCCCGGCGCGCUGCAAGUGACGAGGCUGGUGCUGCCCAGUCACGACAAGAUCGGCCCCGAAGCCGUCGUGCCCGAAGCGUUCGGGGCGAUGGAGCUGAUGUCGCUGCAGCACGUCCUGGCGUCCCCGGCGGUCCGCGACUCGCUGCGGUGCUUGCGCUUCCGGCACCACUGGGUGGAAAAGCACCUGGCAGCGCUGGCGCCGGUGCUGCGCGGGCUGCCGGCGCUGGAGCACCUGGAGUUCCUCGCGGCGCCUGACGUGGGCUUCGAAGACGCCGGGCCGUAUGACUCUGCCGGGGUCGGCCUGGUUCGAGUGCUGCGCGGAUGUCCGCGGCUGCGGCGGCUGGACGUGCUGAACACGUACUUCGGGGUCGAGGGGACGCGGGACUUCCUGGAGUGGCUGUCGAGUGCCGCGACGCUGCAGCACCUGACCCUGUAUUGCAGCUCGUUUGAGCCGGAGGCCUUUCAAGGCAAUCGAGCACUCCCCCCGGAUCUGGAGGUGUUCGACGCGCGGAUGUCCACCCUGUUCUCCGUUGACGACUGGAGCAAGUACACGAGGCUGCGGACGCUCGUGGCCGACAGGGUGAGGUGCACGAACGCGUUCAUGGACGGGCCGUGGGUCAACGCGGCAUCCACGGCGCAACUGGAGAAGCUGCUGCGGAGCAGCACCGCCCUGCGGCGUCUGGAGCUGGGAGGGCGACUUGAGUGCAAACUUGAGUGCGCCGCGUUGUGCGCGCUGCUCGCCGCGGCGCAGGACAGCACGUCGCUCGAGGUGCUCGACCUGCCUGUGGGGAAUCAUGACGUCAUGGGGGACGACGAGGGCGAGCUCUACCGUGUCGACGCAGUCCCGAAAAUAACCAGCGCCUUGACGGGGCUGCUGCGCGGCAACGUGAGCGUCCGGGAGCUGUCGCUGAGGCUGUAUGUCCCCGAACCGUACUUCGACGUUCUUGAGUUCGCGGCUGCUGUCGCGGAGAACACGAGGUUGCGGAAGCUUUCGCUCGACACCUGCUGCGUGGGGGACCAGGGCGCGGCGGCUCUUGGGGAGGCUCUGCGAGGCAGCGGUCUCAUGUCGCUCACGGUUCGGACAGCGACAGGGUUCCAGUACGACGAGCCCGGGAUGCGCAUGUCCGCUGUCGGGGCACGGAAGCUCAUCGCCUCACUCGCGUCCGGCGGCGUGCGCGUCCUGCGGGAGCUGGACCUGAGCGGCAACGACCUCGGCGGCGAGGGCGCGGCUGCGCUGGCAGCGGCGCUGCCGCGGCUGGGCCUGCGCAAGCUGGACCUGGCAUGCUGUGGCAUCGGUGAUGAGGGGGCGGUGCGCCUGGCCGAGGCGCUGAGCGCGUCGGGGCUCCAGGACGUCAGCCUGGAGCGCAACAAGGUUGGUGAUGAGGGUGCGAGGGCGCUUUCGGCGGCGAUCGAGGAUGGCACAACGCUGGUGUCGCUCAACCUGGGGGGCAACCGUAUCAGCGAAGCGGGUGGGACGCUUUUGUCGAGCGCGCUGCAAGCCCGCGACGGGAUGACAUUGGACCUGCGCGACAACAAGGUCCAAAAUGUGGGACGCGGGCUCAUGUUGUUUCUGCACGCUGAGGAGUGCACCCAGGGCAGGAUCUGGCUGUGA